Molecule: messenger RNA, 3540 nt
Organism: Fundulus heteroclitus (mummichog)
Lineage: Eukaryota; Metazoa; Chordata; Actinopteri; Cyprinodontiformes; Fundulidae
Exons: 3
Coding region: 406-2649 (747 amino acids)
Molecular function (GO): catalytic activity
Source: RefSeq, a predicted model, not a curated record
AUGCUGGGUUUUCCCACUAGAACAAACACGCAGUAGUUUGUCAUAAUAUGACUCAGGGUGACGGCUUCCAAACUGUCUGAAACGAAAAAGUCAGGGUAUACAGGAAUUUAUCUCACAACUCACUCUGGAUUUCCACCAACCCUGAUCUGUGAAAUGGAGAUCGGACGAUAAAGACCUUAGAAACCUGAGAAAGACAGCUUUGGCUUAUGAAGUUCCUCAACUUUAAAGCGACUGUGACCAACAUCAGAGCAGAUUCUUCUGGUUCUUCCAUCCUGAAGGUUAGAGGCUGAGCCGACUAUAGGAUCGAAGCAGAUCUACACCAGAGGUUGCAGCGUCUCCCUGUCUGACGCUGCCGAUAGAGGAGGACAACGCUGACUGAGUGUGAGGACAUCGACUGUAAUCAGCAUGGCAACGUCAUCACCAGAACCCAAUGAAAAAUGUUCAAUGGCCCUUCUGAACAUAAAUGGCCUUAGAAACAAAACCGAUGAGAUUCGAUACAUAAUUGAAAAACAUAAGCUCCAUGUUCUGGCUCUGUGUGAAACUAAAAUAGACUCCAAAGUUAAAGACAGUGAAGUUUACAUAAAAGGUUUCAGGAUGUGGAGGAAGGACAGGACCAAUUAUGGAGGUGGUGUUGCUCUGUAUGUUCAGGAUCAUAUUGAAACUACAUUAAGGUCCGACCUGAUGGAGACUGAAGCUGAGAUCAUUUGGGUUGAGAUGAAGCUUCCUGAAAGAUCAGUCUUAGUGGGAAGUUGCUACAGACCGCCAAAUGAUGAUUUAGGUCUAAUUGAAAUCUAUCACACCAUGACUUUGGCGUCAAAGGAGAAGAUUAAGAGAGGCAUUUUUCUGAUGGGCGACUUAAACAUUUACUGGAAUGAUGAGCUGGUGGAAAACACUCCCAAAGCUAUAUCUGUACUGGGGUUAACUCAGGUUGUGAAGGUUAAAACCAGGUAUAAUUUAAAAUCCUCCUCAUCAACAUGCAUUGAUCACAUUUAUACUAAUGUUCUAGAGUUGUGCUCAGAACCAGAAUCCACUGCAACAGGUUGCACUGACCAUAACCUCAUUACCUUCACAGUUAAGAGUAUGAAUAUUCCUCAAAGGAUCAGAAGGUCAAACAAAGAGUUUGAUCAAAACCAGUUUAAAGAAGACAUGAAGGCAGUUCAAUGGAGGGAUGUGCUGACAGAGACUAAUCCUACAAAAGCUCUGUCCAAAUUUACUGAGAAGUUUCUUUCAGUGGCAAACAAACCUGCUCUGUUACAGACCCAAGAUGUUUAUGAUUCCCUGAGGCUAAACGAAGAGUUACGAACUGUGAUAUCUGACAGGGAUAAAAUAAAACAGGCUGUAAUAGAAAGGAGACAACCAUGGGAAAAAAUAAGACUUUUGGCGUUGAAGAAAAGAGUUUCAACACAUAGUCAGAAGGAUCAGAAAGCUUAUUUUGUCCAGGAAUUUGAGAAGGCUAAAACUGAUUCUAAAGCUUUAUUAAAAGUAUUUCUAGAGUAUUUCGGAGAGAGUUUGCCUGUUCGUGUGAUCAACAUAACAAAAAAGGGAACUGCAACCUCAGAGGCAGGACCUCUGGAUUUUAUCCAUCAACCGUACUCUGCUUUAGAGUUUGUGGCUGAAGGUUCUCAGGUCCAGAACAACAUGCAGGAAGAGGGACCACAACAAUUUAGCUUUAAAGAAAUUGAUGCUGAAACAGUGAGGACAUUAGUGAUGCAUUUCUGUGACCAUGCGGCUCAUGGAAUAGAUGAAACUGAGGCUGACAACAUCUCUGAUUCCAUCGGUCACAUCCUGAAUAGAUGCUUCUCCAGCAACAAGUGUCCUUCUCAGCUCAAAACCUUAAAGAAAAAUAUUCAUUUCAGGGAGAACAGCAAUAUUGACAGUGUCCAUGUUAUGUUAGCUUCAAUCUUUGAUUUAAUUCUCUUUCAACAGGCCAAAAAACACUUUAUUGAUAAUAGCUUGAUCCCCUCGCCAUCACUGGAUGAAGAAAUCAAGGAAAUAAAAAGUAAUUGGGACACAAUGACUAUAAAAGGGAAAAGAGUUCAAGCUGUGUUUUUGGAUUUCAGUUCUUCCUUUGACACCAUCAGUCAUGACCUACUGAUGGAAAAGCUGACAACUUCUGGUUUCUCAGAUUCAGCUCGUUCUCUGACAAAAACCUUUCUAUCCAUCCGUAAAGGUUCCCGUGGUCUGCCUCGACAAAGCUUCCUCGCUCGACUGCUCUUCACCGUCUUUAUCAAUAAUCUCAGGAAGGUCUUAGAAACAUCCUCUUCUGCGGUCUGUGACAGUUGCAUCAUGAUUUACUGUGCAGAUACAGACACUGAGAAGUUAAAGACAGUGUUAGAUAAUGAAGUAGAAUCAGUGCAUAAAUGGGCCAAAGGAUUCAGUUUUACAUUUACUGAAACCAGACCAGAACCACUCAAAUGUAGGAAGAUAUCAGACAUUUACGACAUCCUUGAUUCUCUGUUAAUAUGUCAUCAAGAUCAAUUAAACUGGAUCAGAGCAUUGGAGAAGAUAGUGCAACUCUCUGAUGUUUGGUACAAUCAUAAGGUCAAAGAAAAAAUUGGGGAUUAUUUUGGUAAGAGACGGUUAGGGAAAGUUGGGGAGAGUGUAAUAAAUUCCCUGCUGCUGUUUCAACCAGAGCUCAGAGAUCUUUAAGGUUGUGUUAACCUAUAGACCUGUUCUCGGUCUCCCCUGGUUCUUUUAUCUGAUAAUGUGGUGUUUCUAUUGUAAACUUCUGUAGUAGUAAAAAGACUAUUUAAACCGUAAUUAGAUUUUACCAUAUUUAAUCUAAAAGGCAAAAGGAUGUUUACAGUUUCAGUACUGGGUUCUCAUAACAACACAACGCAACCGGUACCUGAAAACCCCGUUUGUUCUCUCACACAGACAUUAAAUAGGAAACAUUGUGUCCACCCAUUCAGGGGCGUGUCUGACUCUGUGCCUUCAGGGUCCUUUUAUCUGUUAUUGCCAUGGCAACCAACUUUGCAGUCCAGUCUCUGUAAUCUCAUAAUCUCUUACAGUUGUGCUGAAGUCAUAAAGGUUAGUUUCUUCUUAGCUUGUUUCCUUUAGCAAGCAGAACAGAUGAGAAAAAUUGACCAUUUCUUUACUUAUCUAGUUUUGAACUAUGUGGCUCUAAAUAUUCUUGUUUUUUCUGGUUAUUUGUAUCUCUUUCUUUUAUUUUACAGAAUAAAACUAUAAAACUUUCUAUGAAUAAAAAUAAUGACAGUAAACACAAUUAAAACAUUGUUCAAUAUGUGAUAUAAACUUCGUAUAGAAGCGUCUAGGGCAUAUAAACUCUGUCAUGGAGUUAAAUAGACUGCCUCUAAAUAUUCAUUUUCUGUAUUAGAGAUUCAUAAUUUCUGUUUUAGCUCAAUGUUUAUCUUUAAUUUUAGACUGAAUCAAACAUAUCAUGCAUAUAACUACUUUGCUUUAUGUACAAUGUCAUUGUUUUUUUCAUCUGUUAUAAUUAGCAGAGUAUGUUAAAAAUGGCUAAUCUGCAUUUUGUUAGCUAUACAGCUCUUCUUUUAGUAAAAUGGUUUUAUUUCAGUU